ACUAGUAAUUUAUAAGUUAUGCAAUUAUUCUUUUGAUGGGUUUAGUGAAUGCAUCCCUCUGUAAUAGAGCCAGCAGUUUGCAGAUUACAUAAGGAGAACAAAGAUUAAAUGAUUAUCUUUGGAGCUGAGCAGGACCUGAGGAGAUAGGAGGUGGUAAAAUCUGGAAAACUGACAUGUAGGUCAGGCAAGGAAGUCAGGAGAAAUGAUGGAAAUCUGCAGAGAAUAGAGGAGAUUAAACCUAUUGUGGUUGGUGCGUGUGCAGCAAACUCAUUAAGGUUUAAGCUACAGUCAGGAGGUUUGGGUUUAAAAAGAAAGCUCCAUGAUUUUACUUUAAGAGAAUGGAAGAUUUCCUGUUAAUAUGGAUUUGUCACAGGGACGGCUGCUGCUUUCUGUAUUGACGGGUUUCAGCAGACAGGGCCUCAGAGGUGUAAAGGUUAAGAACUCAUCUGUACUAUCCUGAAGGCAAACAAAUUUGCUAGCCUUGAGUAAAGUCCAACGGAACCACAGAGAAAAAGCAGAUUGGACUGUUUCAGAGAGCUUUGCAGAAAAACAUCCCCCUCAAAACACCUUUGAUUCCACCUGUCCUGCUCAGACUGAGCUCUGGCAUCAUGGAUCUUCUCCACAGUUGGGGGGUUGACCUAGCGCUUCAUCUGCAGACCACAUACAGCAGGUAUGAGGGCUUAUUCAACCUGGCAUCUACAGUGGCCGAUCUGCACACCACGUUCUUCUACCUGUUCCCAUUCUGGUUCCACACACGAAGGGACACGGCACUGCGACUGAUCUGGGUGGCUGUCAUUGGAGAUUGGCUCAACCUAGUGCUGAAAUGGGUUCUUUCAGGGGAGAGGCCUUACUGGUGGGUUCAUGAGACCCAGUUUUACGGAGCAGCAGAGGCCCCGCCGCUGCAGCAGUUUCCCAUGACGUGUGAGACGGGACCAGGAAGUCCUUCAGGUCAUGCAAUGGGUGCAGCUGGUGUCUGGUAUGUGAUGGUAACUGCGCUUCUUUCCAUUGCAAAACAAAAACAAUGCCCCCCUCCACUAUACAAGUUGUUGCAGGUUGGACUGUGGCUAUUAAUGGUCCUGGUGAUCCUAGUGGUCUGCAUGUCCAGAGUCUACAUGGCAGCUCAUUUCCCCCACCAGGUUAUUGCAGGAGUCAUAACAGGCGUACUUGUCGCUGAGACCGUUUCCAAGAAGAAAUGGAUCUACAGUGCCAGCAUGAGCCAGUACCUCAUUGUCACAUCUUUCUUGACCUGCUUUGCAAUUGGCUUCUACCUCCUCCUUAAAACUGUGGGAGUGGACCUGCUCUGGACUCUGGACAAAGCCCAGAAAUGGUGUAUCAAAUCAGAGUGGGUCCGCCUGGACAGCACACCGUUUGCGAGCCUCCUACGCAACAUGGGCAGCCUUUUUGGCCUGGGACUAGGCCUGCACUUACCUCUCUACAAUGGCACCACGGACAAGAACACAAGUGCAGUUUUUAAAGUAGGGUGCAUUGCCAUCUCUUUGGUCCUGCUUUACCUCUUGGAUGGAUGGACCUUUUCAUCUGAAAACCAUAUGAGUUUCUAUGUUUUAUCUUUUGCUAAGAGUGCAGUUGCUCUUUUGAUCUCAACCACUCUGGUUCCUUGGGCUCUUUGCAAGAUUUGCAACAAAAAGAGGGAUGAAAAGAGCUCAUGAGAUACCGUGUGAUGUUUAAAGUCAAAUACCACUUUAAAUGUUUUGUGUUUGUUUUUAUUAUAGGAUUGUUUCUUCUGAUGUCAGAAAAGUGGGUCCAAAUUCAAUAAACUAGCAAAUUGGCAUCAACAAGGAUAUCCUAUGAAGUGGGUGAGUUGGUUAGAGCAGGCUCACUGACAAUUUUUUACUUAUUAAUUUCGAAAAUAGCCAUGAAGGCUGAACGUGAAAAUAGUCUUCUACACCUAUCUCCGACAUUUGCUUGUGAUAGAAAAUAGACGGAAACACUGUCACUUAACAUUCAUGGACUCACCCAUCAUAACUCAUGACAGGGAAGGCUGUUGUUGGUUUAGUGUUCAGGAAACAGCAGAGAACGUCUCUGCUAGUAGAAGCUAACAGUUAGCAUUAGCAACUCCACCACAUAGCAGAACUCCUUCGGACUUCUGUUAUUUGUGGAGAUAAAACAUCCUUGUUGCAGAGUAAAUGGAAUCAGUGGUAGAAUCAUGUUGCUGUUAGCCAAUGAGAUGCAAGAUGUUCAAAUAUCAGGAAAUAAGACUCCAAAUCAUGCUUUCUCCUCCAGCUGAAUUUUACAUCCUCAGACAGGCACACCGGAGCUUUUCUAUCCCAGAGAACGACCUACAAGGCAUGUAUUCCUAUAAGAGACCACUGCAAAUGUCUCAAAAAUAUGAGUAAAGUUUACCUGUUGACUGUAAGGUCAACAAAUAAGUGCAACCAACUUCUAACAAUGACCAAAGUAAUCCACCAAAAGUGUGAUAAAUCAGUGUGCACUCUACAUUUUAAAGAACAAACAAUGAAAGGUUGGAAAACGGCUGUGAAACACGACUACCUCAAGUAAAAUAUGAUACAAGAAAAAAAAAGUAGAAAUCUGUUUUGACUUCCAAAUAACUGAACAGAACUUAGCACAGAAUCUAGCCUCUUGCUUUCAUAACUCACUGAAUAAAUCAUCUGUCUACAUAAAUAAUUUAUGUCUGACUCAGGUUUUACUACUAGGAAGUGAACCACUAUAAGCAUGUGUGACAAAUUAUACAAAGUGCAGAAAUCCCAUAGGGUGCUAUACUACAGCUAUGGUACAAAAACAAGACAAGCAGCUGAGGUUAAAUACUAUUAAUUCUGGGCUUGAAAAGUUUGAGUUUAAGCAGAAUUUGACUUAAGUCAUAGUGUUGUAAAGUCCUGGGAAAUCACCUCUUUACCUAAAGUUGAAGCUACUAUUUGUAGCAAGAUGUUAGCUUGAGCUAAUAAGCUUGUGAUGAGAACCAGGAAAAUAAAAAUAAAAAUGUGACUGUAGAAUUCACAAAAUAACAAAAAGAUUAACCACACAAGGAUAAUUAAGUAACUUUCUUCUAAAAGCUGUUAGUUCAAGCUGGCAUCCAUUUGUAGAAGAAAUCAGGUUCUAAUGGUAGUAAUUAGCCACCCGCUAACAUCUGUGAAAGUAUCCGUUUCAAAUAUUAUAAAGCAUUUGUUUAAUUUGUUCACAGAUGAAGAAAACAGUAAUUCGUUUCUUUUUGUAUGCUUUCUCUAUUCUAGACUCUUAUCUACUAGGUCAGUAGUUUAGAUUUAAACUCCUGAAAGUUUCUGUUAGGUGAACAUUAUUUACAUUUUUUUUUGUACAAAUUUAACAAAAACAUGAUUUAGAUGCUUUUAUGGAAACAUUUACAAUAACUGAAAGAGUAUUGUAAUCAUUUAUUUUAUAUAAAAUGUCAUUGUGUCUGUUUUUUCAGUAAAUAAAACACCAUUACAACCAUCAA
This is a messenger RNA of Nothobranchius furzeri (turquoise killifish), 3427 nucleotides long. It is a transcript of the gene g6pc1a.1, whose product is annotated as glucose-6-phosphatase catalytic subunit 1a, tandem duplicate 1. The record is from RefSeq and is a predicted model, not a curated record. Gene Ontology annotation, molecular function: glucose-6-phosphatase activity. Gene Ontology annotation, cellular component: membrane. NCBI's taxonomy places the organism in Eukaryota, Metazoa, Chordata, Actinopteri, Cyprinodontiformes, Nothobranchiidae. Gene Ontology annotation, biological process: gluconeogenesis; glucose 6-phosphate metabolic process.